This is a messenger RNA of Gadus macrocephalus (Pacific cod), 2613 nucleotides long. RefSeq names its product roundabout homolog 1-like. Gene Ontology annotation, cellular component: membrane; neuron projection. Gene Ontology annotation, biological process: monoatomic ion transmembrane transport. Bases 1 to 2583 code for a protein of 860 amino acids. The transcript has 15 exons. Gene Ontology annotation, molecular function: GABA-A receptor activity; extracellular ligand-gated monoatomic ion channel activity; protein binding. The record is from RefSeq and is a predicted model, not a curated record. NCBI's taxonomy places the organism in Eukaryota, Metazoa, Chordata, Actinopteri, Gadiformes, Gadidae.
AUGAGAAGUUUGCAGAUGCUGCGGGACGAGUUCCGUCAGAACCCGGUGGACGUGAUGGCGGCGGUGGGCGAGCCGGCGGUGCUGGAGUGCCAGCCCCCCCGCGGUCACCCCGAGCCCACCGUCUCCUGGAGGAAGGACGGCUCGGCCGUCAGCGGGCGGGACCAGCGCGUCACGGUCCGCAGUGGGAAGCUGAUGAUCACCAACACGAGGAAGAGCGACGCGGGGAAGUACAUCUGCGUGGGCACCAACAUGGUUGGCGAGCGGGAGAGCGAGAUCGCCGAGCUCACGGUCUUAGAGCGGCCCAGCUUCCUGAAGAAGCCCAGCAGCCUGGUGGUCCUCGAGGACAUGAGCGCUGAGUUCAGCUGCAUGGUGCGGGGGGACCCGGUGCCCACGGUGCGCUGGAGGAGGGACGACGCAGAGCUGCCCAGCGGCAGGUAUGAGAUCUCGGAGCAGCACACGCUGGUGAUCCGCGGCGUGCGCCUGGCGGACGAGGGCUCGUACACGUGCGUCACGGAGAACAUGGUGGGACGCAGCGAGGCCUCCGCCAUCCUGGUCAUCCACGUGCCCCCAGACUUCGCCCUGCACCCCAGGAACCAGGUGGCGUCGGUGGGCAGGACCGUCACCUUUCAGUGCCAGGCGUCUGGAAGUCCCCAGCCCGCCAUCUUCUGGCAGAGAGAGGGGAGCGAGAGCCUGCUGUUCUCCUCCCAGCCCCCGCAGCCGUCCAGCCGUCUGUCCGUGUCUCCGUCCGGCAGUCUGACCAUCAGCGACGUGCAGCGGGCCGACGCGGGCCUCUACAGCUGCCAGGCGCUCAACAUCGCGGGCAGCGUCAUCACCAAGGCCCAGCUGGAGGUCACCGACCUGGUGUCGGAUCACCCCCCUGUGAUUCGCCGCGGCCCCACCAAUCAGACGGUCCCCGUGGACAGCAAGGUGCUGCUGAUCUGCGAAGCCUCCGGAACUCCAACUCCCACAAUCCACUGGAGGAGGAACGGCGUGCCCGUGUCCCUGCUGGAGGCCUCAACGAGCCUGGUGGACUCGGGCUCCCUGCAGCUCACACACACCAAGGUGGGAGACAGCGGCUCCUACACCUGCGUGGCGUCUGGUCCCAGCGGGGAGGCCACCUGGACGGCCUACCUGGAGGUGGAAGAGUUUGGCGCUGAAGUCGCGGCCGGCCCCCCCCUCAACCCCCUGCUGCUUCCCGCCGCUCCGUCCAAACCGGAGGUCACCAACAUCAGCCACAGCAGCGCCUCCCUCUCCUGGAGGACCAGUCACAACGCAGGGUCCACGCCCGCCUCCUUCCUCGUCGAGGCCUUCAGCCACGCGUUGGGCAGCAGCUGGGUGACGCUAGCGGAGCACGUGCGGACCCCCGGCUGGGUGCUGACGGACCUGAGGCCGGGCACCGUGUACCUGUUCCUGGUCCGCGCCGCCAACGCCCACGGGCUCAGCGACCCCAGCCCCAUCUCCGACGCCGUCCGGACCCACGAAGCCCCGCCCAGCCUGCAUGGGGUGGACCCCCGGCAGGUGCAGAGGGAGCUGGGAGACAUGGUGGUCCGCCUGAACCCCCCCACCACCCUCUCCUCCUCAACGCUGCGGCUGCAGUGGACGGUACGGACGGGAAGAAACCCCCGGGGCCAUGCGUACACCAAUAACGAGGUCAUCUAUCUGUGGACCAAGGGGGACGAGAGGUCCGUCUCGGUGGCGGAGGACGGCUCCCGGCUCAACCAGUACGAUCUACUGGGCCACGAGUUUGGGAAGGAGACCAUAAGCUCCAGCACAGGCGAGUACGUCGUGAUGACCACCUACUUCCACCUGAAGAGGAAGAUCGGUUACUUUGUGAUCCAGACCUACCUGCCGUGCAUCAUGACCGUCAUCCUGUCCCAGGUGUCCUUCUGGCUCAACAGAGAGUCCGUUCCCGCCCGCACCGUGUUCGGCGUCACCACGGUGCUCACCAUGACAACGCUGAGCAUCAGCGCUCGGAACUCGCUGCCCAAGGUGGCGUACGCAACGGCCAUGGACUGGUUCAUGGCCGUAUGCUACGCCUUCGUCUUCUCCGCCCUCAUCGAGUUCGCCACCGUCAACUACUUCACCAAGCGGAGCUGGGCCUGGGACGGCAAGAAGGAGGGCAUGGAGAUACGGGUGAGCCCCCGCCCCGACCACGGAGACAUCAACGAUGUUCACCUUCACCUCAUGCACCGUACAGAUCAGUGUUCACCUUCAGCUCAUGCACCGUACAGAUCAGUGUUCACCUUCACCUCAUGCACCGUACAGAUCAGUGUUCACCUUCACCUCAUACACCGUACAGAUCAGUGUUCACCUUCACCUCAUGCACCGUACAGAUCAGUGUUCACCUUCACCUCAUGCACCGUACAGAUCAGUGUUCACCUUCACCUCAUGCACCGUACAGAUCAGUGUUCACCUUCACCUCAUGCACCGUACAGAUCAGUGUUCACCUUCAGCUCAUGCACCGUACAGAUCAGUGUUCACCUUCAGCUCAUGCACCGUACAGAUCAGUGUUCACCUUCACCUCAUGCACCGUACAGAUCAGUGUUUACCUUCACCUCAUGCAGUGUUCAGAUCAGUGUUUAGUGCUCACCUCAUGCAGUGUUCAGAUCCGUG